Odontomachus brunneus is the source of this 835-nucleotide messenger RNA. Its product is annotated as protein anon-73B1. Gene Ontology annotation, cellular component: membrane. NCBI's taxonomy places the organism in Eukaryota, Metazoa, Arthropoda, Insecta, Hymenoptera, Formicidae. The transcript is spliced from 3 exons. The coding region runs from base 417 to 686 and encodes 89 amino acids. The record is from RefSeq and is a predicted model, not a curated record.
GCUGUGCCGAGGAGGACGCUCGGCUCAGCUCGGUGGCGCGUAAAUCGAGGCGCCGUCUAACGUGCGCGCCGUUCUCUUCCCCGCGGCCGAUUUUCUGGAAAGUCGCGCGAUCGUUCGCCGCGAGCCGCUGUUCCACGAAAACGCUGCUCCGCGCGACACAGUCGUCGGAGGUUGCGCCGCGCUGUGGGAAUCGCACAUGCACGUCAAAUGUGCGGAGCGUCGUCGUCGGUGAAUGUAUUGCUGCCGUAAUGUUGGCACUAUUUGCCGAGACGGCGGUCGUCGCUACCGACCGCCGAAGAUUAUUGAUUUCCUCGCUUCGCUUCGCCGCGCGUAUAUAUGUCUCUCGCGUAAAUAUCGCGAAACACCAUGUGCCGGCGCGAUUGAGCAGGCAUCGUCUCGAUCGGAAAAGCUAGGAAAUGGCGGACACGGAUCCACAGUUCAAACGCUUUUUACUGCCAGCAGAGGAGACUCUAUUUGAACAGCUGCUGAGAUUUGGACUUUAUGUGGGCGCAGUGUUCCAGAUUAUGUGUUUAUUAGCCAUAGUGAUCUACCAGGCAGGUCCAUCGGAUGGUGUGGCAGCUUUGAAGGAUGAUCCAAGCGACGUAGAGUGUUCUGAAAAUAGCCCACAAGUAACACCAAGAAGGCCUCACCGACCACGCAAGCAAGAGAAGAAAAAGAGACGUUGAAAUAUUCUUUGCUAAAUAAUCAAAUGUCUACUGAAUGAUAUUUAUAUCUGAUAACUGUUUCGUGCAAGACUGAUCUGCUGCAUAAUUGCUUAGUGUUGUAUGUAUCUGAUAUAUAUAUAUAAGUUAUCUAUUAAAUGACAUUUUUCCAA